This is a messenger RNA of Cladocopium goreaui, 1007 nucleotides long. The record is from the annotation of a GenBank genome assembly. Lineage: Eukaryota; Dinophyceae; Suessiales; Symbiodiniaceae.
AGCAGCGCCAUCUUCAGUUUGAGCUUAGCGCCAUGGACAACGCGGAGAGUUUCGAUCCAGAGCUUGAGGCGGCCCUUGCCUUGUCUCGCGUGGAUUUCUUUGGCGCUGCGGAUGACGACUUGGCGCUGAUCGCAGCGUUAGAGGCGUCUCAGGCGGAUGUGAGGACGUCCGCUGACACAGACCUGGACCGCGCGCUUGAAGCUUCGCUGUUUGCCUCCGCCCUAAGCGGAGACGAGGAUCCCAAAGAGGUGGAAGAGGCGUUGAUAGCCUCGCGGCAGGAACACCAGAAAGAUGCCAAGAAGAGGGACUUGAUCAGAAAACAGGAGGAUGGGUCCGACCUAUUUCAGGCGGCCCUGCGUGCCAGUCGCGUCGACCUGGGGCCGCGCGGCAUUUCCCAAGUUGCAAAGAUUAUGGCGACUGGCGAUCCGAAUUUAGGUCAAGCUUCAGUCCUUGGGAAGGGUGGUGAUAGGUUCAAUGGUCGACCGGCGGCGGCCGCCAAGAGUGCCACCCGGCCGGAGGCCAAACGAGGAACUAGCAGUUCGGCUCUGAGAGAAACUGGUGCGGCUCUUGCCCAAGGCAAGCGCUUGACUGGGGACAAAAAGGUGCUUCUGGACGGGAGAUGGUUGGGGAAAGGCAAGGACCUGAUGUCGCAGCUGGAGCGCCUUGAAGAGCUUCGCCCGGGCACUGCCAAGCGCCUGAAGGAAGCCGUUCGGAGCAUCGGACUGGUGGAGGAGGUGGCUGGCCGCACGCGGUGGCUGAGACUCCGAACUUCAGGCUGGCUGGCCAGAGCCGGAGGUUGCUUCUUGCUCCUGCUGGUCGCGGCUUUCUUCGUGGAAAGCUCAGUGUGGGGUGAAAAGUCUACAGAAGUUGGUCAGGAGCAGCAUUCGAGCGUUUGGGACAGCCGUUUCGUGAUUGGCUUGGCGACUGCACACAGAAACCGAGAUGUAAUUUUGAAACACAGGUCAGAAGGCCAUUUUGUGAGAGUGUCAGCAAUGAUUUUUCAGUGA